This is a messenger RNA of Rhipicephalus microplus (southern cattle tick), 711 nucleotides long. RefSeq names its product crustacean hyperglycemic hormone. Gene Ontology annotation, biological process: circadian rhythm. The record is from RefSeq and is a predicted model, not a curated record. Lineage: Eukaryota; Metazoa; Arthropoda; Arachnida; Ixodida; Ixodidae. Gene Ontology annotation, molecular function: neuropeptide hormone activity. Gene Ontology annotation, cellular component: extracellular region.
AUGACUGCUAGCUUCCUAAUGGUGUCCGUUCGUUGGCUGGCGGCCACAAUGGUCGUGUGCUCGUUGUGCACAGCAAGCAACCAGCACAAGCGCUCCUUUCUGGAGCUGGGCUGCCGCGGCAACUUCGAGCAGUCAUACCUGGCCAGACUUGAGCGUGUCUGUGAAGAGUGCUACCAGCUGUACCAAGACCCGAAGGCUUACAACAUGUGCAGAGACAACUGCUUCAAGAACGAGUACUUCUUCCAGUGUGCCGAGGCGCUACUUCUCAAAGAUGAGAUAGACAGUCUCAAGAGUAAGGUCGAUUACCUGUACAGCCGCUGACGACCUUAACGAGGACAAGACACAAGGGCCGCUCAUCAGCAAUUCAUUGUUUCAUUUCUUCAUCACCAUAAAUAUCUAGCCUACAGAAUCUGACUGCAACCGCAACAACCAACAUACUUACCUUAAACAUAACUUCAACCUAGACUGGAGCACAAGCGAUGGGACACAGUCGUGAAAAAAAAAAUACGAUGUGACCUGUCUGGUGCCGUCUAGUUCAUGGAGAAACUUCGAGAAUCAUACUGAUCCGGCUUAAGCUUCCUCCAUUGAAAAUCCCAGCACGACCUUUACACCAGCGGCCCUUGAAGUGAAGCAAUGGACUAACAAAGGAUACGUCCACGAAUAGUCAUGGCCACUAUAGCGCCGUCAUGAGUUCGUCGGUGACACUAUUCG